AUGAGGUGUGGCGCGUCUGCUAGGCCACCAGGUGCAAUCUAUGUCAGUUGUAUUACUUUGAAUCGUCCUCGGGUAAUCAUAAAUGGGCCUAUAAAACAAGAAGCUCCAGUGAUUGUACCAGAACAAGUCCCCCUUGAAGGGCAGUUUGUACCAGAGCAGCUCCCGCCUGUAAAGCCUGUGGAAUCAGUUGCUGUGGCUUCAGCUUCAGUAGGAAAACUGGAGAACUUUUCUUUGGAUGAGAUCCCACUAGAUAUGCUCCCUGGCGGACUAUUUGGGCGAAGUGAACAAGCACCCGAGGAUCUCCAUGUCGAAGGACAAGCACCAGUGUUUGUGCCAGAGGAUAUCCAUGUUGAAGAACAAGCACCAGUGUUUGUGCCAAAGGAUAUCUAUGUUGAGGAACAAGCACCAGUGUUUGUGCCAAAGGAUCUCCAUGAUGAAGAACAAGCACCAGUGUUUGUGCCAGAGGAUCUCCCUGUUGAAGAACAAGCACCAGUGUUUGUGCCAAAGGAUCUCCCUCUGCCAAAGGUUCUCCCUGGUCGAGGUGAACCACCAUUGUUUCUGACAGACUAUCGUCCUUUUAAAGAACAAGCACCAGUGUUUGUGCCAAAGGAUCUCCCUGUUGAAGAACAAGCACCAGUGUUUGUGCCAGAGGAUCUCCCUGUUGAAGAACAAGCACCAGUGUUUGUGCCAAAGGAUCUCCAUGAUGAAGAACAAGCACCAGUGUUUGUGCCAGAGGAUCUCCCUGUUGAAGAACAAGCACCAGUGUUUGUGCCAGAGGAUCUCCCUGUUGAAGAACAAGCACCAGUGUUUGUGCCAGAGGAUCUCCAUCUGCCAAAGGUUCUCCCUGGUCUAGGUGAAACACCAUUGUUUCUGACAGAUUAUUAUCCUGUUGAGGAACAAGCACCAGUGUUUGUGCCAAAGGAUAUCUAUGUUAAGGAACAAGCACCAGUGUUUGUGCCAAAGGAUCUCCCUCUGCCAAAGGUUCUCCCUGGUCGAGGUGAACCACCAUUGUUUCUGACAGACUAUCGUCCUUUUAAAGAACAAGCACCAGUGUUUGUGCCAAAGGAUCUCCUGUUGAAGAACAAGCACCAGUACUAUCGUCCUUUUAAAGAACAAGCACCAGUGUUUGUGCCAAAGGAUCUCCAUGAUGAAGAACAAGCACCAGUGUUUGUGCCAGAGGAUCUCCCUGUUGAAGAACAAGCACCAGUGUUUGUGCCAAAGGAUCUCCCUGUUGAAGAACAAGCACCAGAGUUUGUGCCAAAGGAUAGCUAUGUUGAGGAACAAGCACCAGUGUUUGUGCCAAAGGAUCUCCCUGAUGAAGAACAAGCAACUGUGUUUCUGCAAGAAGAUUGCCUUGCUAAAAUCAGGGCUGCAGGAGCUAGAGGUGUUGACCGAGCCGAUGCUGGAGGCAGAGUGACUUCGGCUCUCUCAGUUUUUGAGGGUUCACAAAAUAUUCGCUAA
Molecule: messenger RNA, 1461 nt
Organism: Penaeus monodon (black tiger shrimp)
Lineage: Eukaryota; Metazoa; Arthropoda; Malacostraca; Decapoda; Penaeidae
Product: magnetosome-associated protein MamJ-like
Exons: 8
Coding region: 1-1461 (486 amino acids)
Source: RefSeq, a predicted model, not a curated record